Molecule: messenger RNA, 1052 nt
Organism: Neurospora tetraspora
Lineage: Eukaryota; Fungi; Ascomycota; Sordariomycetes; Sordariales; Sordariaceae
Exons: 2
Coding region: 112-846 (244 amino acids)
Source: RefSeq, a predicted model, not a curated record
CAAGAGAUAAUUUUGUUGCUGCUCCCUACCUACAUUCAUCAAGUCUUAGACUCCCCCAAUCGCCCACUUAUACCUUCAUCGUCCAAGCGCAGCACAGCUCCAGCCAUCACCAUGUCUUCUCGAGGUGUACAGAAAAGAGGCAAGAUCACCACAAAACGCAUUUUGAAUGCCAUCGGGGAAGACUUGACCGCGAGAGGAUACAAGCCUGAGGAUUUUAAGCGGAAAGAAGAGGACAAGCUGCCAAUGCCCAUAAUUACAACUAUACAGGGUCCUUGGAAAAUCCUGUAUUCGCAAGAACGAGCAAUCGGACGAUCGGUCAUAGUGCAGCUUGAAUUCGGGAAAGAAGCUGACCCAUGCGAGUAUGACUUCGGUAUGUACUGGCAAAACGUCGACAACGAUUCGGAGCAGGGGGUUCUACGUGCACAUUCGGAUGAACACCACACUAAGUGGAUAGAGGACCCUGACUCUGACGGCGAGACGCAUUUGAUCUGGUACAGUGGUGGCAUUGAAGCGCCGAAACGCGUGGGCAGGUUCAAGCUCAUGUUUAAGGUUGUUCCCAAAGGAACAGAACUGGAAAGAAGGGACCUUGAGGCAUCCGACUUUGCGCUGAAGGCCUUGGUGGCUGGAUACUACCAGGCCGACGGGGAGGAGCAGGACUAUGUGGAGGUACUGGAUCAUGAGGAGUACCCUACGGAGCAGCAACUGCAAAGGACACGUGCUGGAGGCCCGGACCAUCCUCGCCUGAGGGGACACUUCAACUGGCUCAGACAGGAGUCCCUUAGUAUGGGCCGUGAAGCUGCUGCUGUCUCUGACCCCAUUGCUGUCCCUGGCCCUGAUGCUGUCUAAGCUGCACAGCAGUGUCACCAUUGAGCUCUUAGUCUUUGAUCGGAGGAUCUUUUUCAUGGGGCAAGGGUCCAGAGGAUGGUUGCCGUUAGGGCCUUUGCUCCAUUGAUUUCUUUUAUUAUUUCUUUUGGAUUUUUUCUGGCUUUUUCCCCAGUUCAUUUUGAUGUCCAGGUGUCAGUCGUUACCGUUGUUGGUGGAAAGCAUAAUUG